Xyrauchen texanus (razorback sucker) is the source of this 2645-nucleotide messenger RNA. It is a transcript of the gene cep83, whose product is annotated as centrosomal protein 83. The record is from RefSeq and is a predicted model, not a curated record. The coding region runs from base 14 to 2194 and encodes 726 amino acids. The transcript has 16 exons. Lineage: Eukaryota; Metazoa; Chordata; Actinopteri; Cypriniformes; Catostomidae. Gene Ontology annotation, cellular component: centrosome.
UGUUGCUUACAUUAUGGACAAGAUGAACCAUCCAGCAUUAGGGCAGUCAUCUGUCCUGUUCCCAAACCUGGAGCCGGCCGGAGGGGGUGGGAAAGCUUCAGUCUUACUGGGCAGCUCUGCAGGGCUCAUCAGCUCUGAUAUGGAGCUUCAGAAAAUGCUCAUAGAUGAGAGAAUGCGCUGUGAGAACCACAAAACCAACUACCAGACCCUGAAAGCCGAGCACACCAGACUGCAGGACGAAUACACUCGGGCGCAGAAUGAACUGAAACGAUUGCUCGGUGAACGUCAGGUCACUCAGGAGAAACAGCAACUGCUGUUGGCUGAGAUGAGAGGAGAGCUGCUGGAUAAAACACGUGAGCUGGAGGAGCUCAAACUUCAGGUGCCAACCCCUCAGCGGCUGGAGCUCUUGAGAGCACAGGUGCAGCAGGAGUUGGAGGCUCCUAUCAGAGAACGCUUCAACAAACUCCAAGAGGAAGCAGAGAAUUACAGAUCCGAGUACAAUAAACUCCGUUAUGACCUCACAUUCCUGAAAUCUGAGUUUGAUCAUCAGAAAGAGGAACAUGUUCGAGUCCUGGAGGAGAGACGUAUACGACAUGAAGCUGAUGUGGCCCGUCUUGAGCAUGAUAAGGAGGAUCUGGCCGCUCAGCUUCAGAGUGGAGAUCCUGCACGGGACGGGAAGCGUGUGGAGGCUCUGCUGAGGGAAAAAGCACAGCUCCAUCAGCGGCUCCGAGGUCUGGAGGCAGAGGUGGCUGAACUUAGAGCAGAGCGAAACAACUCGGGUGCUCAGGCUGAAAAUGUCCACAGGAUUCAGAUCCGACAGCUAGCCGAGUCACAGGCUACAGUAAAAGCACUGGAGGCAGAGAAGCAGUCUAUUCGUAUGCAGUUGGACCGAACAGAAAGUGAACUUCGUCUAUCUCAGGAACAAAACACACUCCUUACAGGAAAACUGCACAAAGCUGAGAGAGAAAUCAACUCACUCAACAGUCAGGUGCAAGAGAUGAAGCAUGCUCAUAAGCUGGAGCUGGCGAAUGUAAAACUAGAGUGUGUCAGAGCCAAAGGAGAGAUGGAAAGGGACCGAGACACUCUGCAAUGCCAAGUGGAAGGUCUACAGUCCGAUAUAGAGGUUCUGAAGGAAACAUUCGAGAGAAAUAAAGACUUGAUAUCUGAAAAAGAGAGAGAGAUGGUUCGCAGGGUUCAGGCAGCAAGAGAGGAGGAGAUAAAUAAGAUGGCAACCCUUCAGGAAGAGAAGCUAGAGCUGGAGAAUCGGUUGUCUGAGCUUGAACAGCAUAGAGCUCUUCAGGAGGCAACGGGUAACACCCAGAAAGAAGAGUGGGAGGAGCGUCUCCGUGCCGCCCAAUUGGGGGAGGAAUCUGUCCGUAAGGAACUGCACAUCCUGAGAGCUAAAGUUCAGCAGCAAGGCCAACAGCUGGAAGAGCUGGAGACCUUGAGAGCAGAAAACGCAGACUUGAGACGACAAAAUGCUGAUGUCAACUUGCAGAUCGGGACACUCUCUCACUCUGAGAGUGAGCUUCUAGAAACCAACAGCAGACUGAGAGAAUGUCUGGAGAGAGUGAGAGAGGACCUGCGGAGUGCUCGCACACAAAUGGAGAGGAUGCAACAGGAGGCAGAGAGGUUGGUGGAUGAAAGGCGGGUGGAAUGGUUGGAGGAGAAGCACAAACUGCAGGAUAAAGAGGCAGAACUGCGGGACAAAUACAGUCAGGCCAAAGAGCGCCUGCAGAGGGCAGCAUUUGCUCAAAAAAAGAGGAAAACAAUAACUGAACUAAAAGAGAAGAAACUCCAGGACAAGAUUCAGCUCCUGGAAGCCAAGAUAGAAGAGCUUGAGAUAGAAGCCAGCACAGCCAAAAAGAAAUCCUCAUACUCUGAAGAACACGCUCAGCUGAGCAAGCGUUUAAAGGAGCUGCAGCGGAGACACAAUGAGUUCCGUCGUCUGUUGCUGGGCAACCAGAUGACCUCCACCCCUCUGGCCCCAUCCCUCCUCAUCCCAGCAGACUCCAUCUUCUCAAACAUACAGGAGGAGCAGCACCAGAGGGAGUUGUCUGUGCUGCGGAGACGCUUGGAAGAUCUGGAGAGCAGUCAGCAGCAGCAGCUGGAAGAGCUGUCUGCACCUCUGGACAGGGACAGAGACCGAGAAAGACUCCCAAGUCCACGCGAUGCUCUUCCUGACCUCUCUUGACCACAACCCGUGUGAUUACAUUGACUUUGUGCCACAAUCCUGACAUACUGUAUGACAUUCGGGAGCCUUGUCGUGCUUUGCAACAGAAAGGUCAUAGAUCACUUAAUAAAUCCUGUUGCAUUAUUUAUUGAUCAAUCUUCCUUAACUGUUUACCUUCUUAAUGUUUACAUAACUUGUGGCUUGUGUUGCUGUUGUAAUCUUCCACAAAUUCAGUCAUUUUAAAAUUUUUGCUGUACUUUGAUAUUGAAAUUGAUUCUGAGAAGCCAUGUUUUAUCUCUUUUUAUUUAUUUACCAGACAUUUGUAUACCCAAAUGUGCAUCUACAUUGUUGUUCAAUGAAUCAUUUUUGUAAACUAAAUGUUUAUAUAGUUGUGUAAAAUUGUCAUGAGAAUGUUUCCUCAAGGCAAAACGCUCUGAAAGUGCUCACCCAUGAUUUUAAUGUGUUUGAAAUA